GGACUUCCGCCCAUAGAAACAUGUUUUUGUGACGUUUUCUCUGUCGGCCAAUGGGGAAGAGGAGCAGAGUUUCGGUGAAGAAUUUGAACCGAGUCGCGGAAGCAGCGGACAGACAGAGGACGCUUCAAUAUAGCUUGAAACUACCAUCUUUAUGUAGUUUCAGUGUGGUUUAAUUAAAGAAAUCUGUUUUAGCCAACACUUUUUUUUAAUUUAUUUAACCUGUGUUGGCUUUUUUCGGUGGACCGUGACCAUGAGGAGGAGUGAAAUCCAUGCUGCGGAGUCGGUAGAAUGUCUGAAUCGAGCCCUCAACCGGUUGAAGGACAUCUGGGAGGAAAUAGGAAUUCCAGAGGAUCAGAGACUACAAAGGACUGAUGUGGUUAGGAAACAUAUCAAAGGCUUGCUGGACAUGAUGAUUGCUGAGGAGGACAGUCUAAGGAAGAGAUUGAUGAGCAGCAUAGAAUCCUGUCGUAAAGAGCUGGAUGUUCUGUGUACUGAGCUUCAACUAUCCCCAUUUGAGGAGGACGAGGGGAGGACCAUGCUGCAGCUGGAGAAGGACAUCAGGUCACGCCUGGAGGUGAUUAUGAAACAGAAGAGUCAGAGGGUUAAGGAGCUGAAGAGACUGUCCAAGCAGGACCGGGAGCUGUGUGACAUCAUGUGUUCAGUCCCCUUCUGUAUCGACAUGGACAUGGUCCCUUCCCUGGAGCAACUGGACAGCUAUCGCUCUUACCUCAACGAUCUCACUAAAGAGAAGGAUCGUCGCCACGGUGAGUUUGUGGGUAUCAAGCGUCGGAUCAUUGUGUGUAUGGAGGAGCUGGACCAGCUGCCAGACACCAGCUUUGAGAGGGACGUGGUGUGUGAGGACGAGGAGGCCUUCUGUCUAUCCGGCGACAACAUCACAGCUCUCCGACUGCUGCUGGGACAGCUGGAGGAUCGUAAGACCGAGAAUGAGUUGGUGUGUAACUCCUACCGCAGUAAGAUCCAGGAGCUGUGGGAGAGACUGCAGGUCCUCCAGGAGGAACGAGAGGGCAUGUCUGAUCACAUGGUCCAGUCCAGGAAGAGAAACAUGGACGCUUUAGAAGCAGAGUGCCGGCGCCUGGAUGAGCUGAAAAUGAAGAACAUGAAGAAUGUGAUAGAAGCCAUCAGGGCCGAGGUGGCUCUGUUCUGGGAGAGAUGUUUCUACAGCCUGGCGCAGAGACGGGCCUUCACACCCUACUAUGACGUUGACUUCACCGUGGAGCUGCUGAACCUACACGAGGCAGAGCUGCUGAGUCUGAAGAAGCACUACGAGGACCACAGGGAGUUGUUUGAAGGAGUAACCAGGUGGCAAGACAGCUGGACUCUGUUCCUACAACUGGAGAAAAAGGUGACGGAUCCUUCUAGAUUCAACAACCGAGGAGGGAACCUACUCAAAGAGGAGAAGCAGAGGGCCGACCUGCAGAAAAGCCUGCCAAAGUUGGAGAAGAGCCUGAAGACCCAGGUAGAUCUAUGGGAAGAGGAGCAGUACAGAGAGUUCCUGGUUAAUGGACAGAGGUUUCUCCACUAUGUACAGGAGCAGUGGGAACUACUGUGGCUGGAGAAGGAGAGAGGGAAGAAUGAGAGGCAACUGAAGAAGAACCAGCAGAUUGAACAUGACCUGCUGUAUGGUACUGCUCAACGAACCCCCUCCAAAAGACGCCUUGCAGGGACACCUACUCCUGGCAAAGCAAGAAAGCUCAAUGCCACUAGCAGUAUCUACGGCUCUACUCCUAACAGCACCUUACGUUCUGCCUUCGGAGGAACCUUGUGUCAGUCUCCGGUCCUCAGACUACCCAUGUCUGCCAGCAAGCUUCCUCUGAGGACCCCAAGUUGUGUUGGAAGAACCCUCCGUACGGUGGAGAGGAACAAAGAGAACAUCUCCCACCUGAACGGACCGGCUCUGAGCGGUUAUCACCUACCCAACCAACCAAUCAUCGACCCAGCAACACACAAGCCAAUCAAAGAUGAGUGGCGAUGUCUUUCUGUGUGUCCAGUGAGAGAAUAGCACCGGGUUUUCUAUUCAACAGUCUGUAACAGAGUGGUAAUAUGUCUAUGUGAAAGCUUAGCAUGCUAUCGUGGACACCUGGACUAGACUGUUCCUUUCCUCUGUGACCAUUUUAAAAAUGUAUUUAACUGGGCAAGUCCGUUUUUAAGAACAAAUUCGUAUUUACAAUGGUGGCCUCUGGGACUCCCAAUCACGGCCGGUUGUGAUACAGCGUGGAAUCAAACCAGGGUCUGUAGUGACGCCUCUAGCACUGAGAUGCAGUGCCUUAGACUACUGCGGCACUCAGGAGACCCCCAUCUAACUCUACAUUCUAUUUUAGAAGGAUUUUUGUCAACAUUGAAUCCACCUCUAUUGCCAGGUCUGAAUGAAGGAACGUUUUAUUGAAACUCCAUAACAGUGAGGCUCAACAUGCUAAAUGGCUAACCAAGAGUGCAACAGAGCCUGGUCUGGUUCGGUUGGCCUAACCGUCUUGUGAGGAGCAAUUUUUACAAUUUAUUGAAGACCAAACAAACACUUUGUUGAACUGGACUGGGUGGUUGGGGGGGGUCUGUUUUAAUAUGGCCUCACAUUUAUUCAAUAUCCCCCCCCCACACCUCACCAAAUGUGAUCAGUAGAUAGACCCCAUAAGAGUGUUCCAAACCUCUCAGCCAAUAACGGCUAGUUUUUGGAUUCCCCACUCAGACAACUCCCAGACAGUCCUGGCAAAAUUCUUGCUUGUGAAAUUGCUCUUUGCGAAGAAGCUAUUUUUUGUUUUCUUUUUGACAAUUUUUAAUUGAAAAACAAUAACAUUAAGGGACUUUAUUGUUAACUAGAAAUGAUUUUAUAUUCAGGUGAAACGGCUGCAAUAGACUAUGUUUAAACCAUUGUCACCCAUCCAUGUUUGUUCAAUGUCUUCUAUCCUCUUUAACAUUAAUCUGCUGGCUUUUGUUCUACACACACUUUAUGGGAAGUUUCAUUUUAUCACUUUGGUGUAAUUUUCACGACUCAAACAGCACAUUAAAACGGCUCAUGUUUUAACUACGCA
Molecule: messenger RNA, 3044 nt
Organism: Oncorhynchus kisutch (coho salmon)
Lineage: Eukaryota; Metazoa; Chordata; Actinopteri; Salmoniformes; Salmonidae
Product: protein regulator of cytokinesis 1
Exons: 14
Coding region: 251-2020 (589 amino acids)
Biological process (GO): microtubule cytoskeleton organization; mitotic spindle midzone assembly
Cellular component (GO): mitotic spindle midzone; spindle; cytoplasm
Molecular function (GO): microtubule binding
Source: RefSeq, a predicted model, not a curated record